AUGCUUAAUAAGUAUACAACUUUCUACUUAGUGGUCUUGGUAGCUGUGGUUUCGGCUCGAGCCGAAAACAUCAACUUGUCAAACGCCCUGCAAAACUCCAAUGUGUUGAAGGAUAGCCGUCGUUGGGAUGGGCUUGGCCUAACUGCAACCGUGAAUGACUAUGUUGACUUAACUCUUACAUAUGUUACUCGCUUUAUCGAGUCUCAAGGAUUGGAUCCUAUGCCAUUGCCAGACAUAGAAGAAGGAUUUGAAGUGAGACCUAUAUGGGUAACAUACAGCGCCUUGCUGAGGGUUUAUGAUGGCCGCAUGACGGGGUUGACAAGAGUAUCUCGAUAUGGUGACCAGCAGGUGUCUUAUUUCGCCAAGAUGUUGCGUGUUCGUCUUCAGCUACAGUUCAGCAACCUUGAGAUCAUCUACAGAUAUAUAGUACGAGUCAUGAAUAUUGGGCCUAGUGGCGGUAUCACCGCUUUGCUAGAACGGUUUAACGUAGUUGUUGACGUGCUCAUUGACUUCAAUAAUGAUGAAAUCCACCUUCAAGAGUUCAAGCUUACUGAUGUUGGACGUCUCCGUGUGCAACUCACCGGCAACCCCCUGGUUGACUGGUUGGUUAAUCCCGUUAUCAAUGUCUUCACGAGGAUGUUCAAUGGCCCUAUUAUUAGGGCUGUGCAAACGAAUAUCAGAUCGGCUGUCCAAAGUCAAAUAGAUGUACUUAAUGGCAACUUGCAAGCAAUAAUUGCGAGAUUGGAGUCACACAAUUAA
Arctia plantaginis is the source of this 759-nucleotide messenger RNA. NCBI's taxonomy places the organism in Eukaryota, Metazoa, Arthropoda, Insecta, Lepidoptera, Erebidae. The record is from the annotation of a GenBank genome assembly.